AUGUUCGUACUUGCUGUUCUCCUCUUGGAGCUAGUUGAAGUCGUCCUGAUGAUGACAGAUGUCACCAGUGGGCAAAUAGUGGAAGGAUUUAGCAACGAAGCUUUGGCUUUACUAACCAUCGUCGUUGGAAGUUUUGUAGCAUGUGCAAUUAGUUAUUUCAUAAAAAAUAACAGGAAUGUUCGUAUCCAUCCAGAUCUAGUCGGAGAUGUUCAAGGUUUUCGAGAAUCAUUCGUUCGAGGGCAAAGUGGCCGCGUUAAUGAAGCAAGAGUGAGUUUUUGCCUACUCUUAGAGCGAGUUAUGAAGUGCAGCGCAAUUUGUGCGGAAUAUCUCUCGGACGUUAACGAAUCUUAUUGUUAGCA
Messenger RNA from Cylicostephanus goldi, 359 nucleotides. Lineage: Eukaryota; Metazoa; Nematoda; Chromadorea; Rhabditida; Strongylidae. The record is from the annotation of a GenBank genome assembly.